GUUUGUGGCUGCGAAAUGGGAGAAGAAGUAGUAUUUAGAGACAUAAGAAGAUAUUACUGUCAUUUUUGUGGGCUUUGUCGCUCUAAAAAGUCCUUAAUCGCCUCUCAUAUUCACUCUCAUCAUCAAGAUGAAAUGGAACAGAAAGAUGAAGCAAAUGAAGAUGCAAAGAGAACAGAUGGCUCAAAAAUGAAUGCUUGUGAAGAAUGUGGUGUGAGCUUUCAGAAGCCUGCCCAUUUGAAGCAACAUAUGCAAAGUCAUUCACUUGAGAGACCAUUCGUAUGUCAUGUAGAUGACUGCCAGUCCAGCUACCGUAGAAAAGAUCACUUGACAAGACAUCUCUUGCAGCACCAAGGGAAGUUAUUUGAAUGUCCUGUUGAUGGCUGCAAAAGCACAUUUAGUUUUCAAGGCAACAUGACUCGUCAUGUCAAAGAGAUGCAUGACCAGUCUGCCUCCCCUGAUGUCGAUCAUCCGAAGCAGUAUGUCUGUUCAGAAGCUGGUUGUGGAAAGGUGUUUAAAUAUGCGUCCAAAUUAAGGAAACAUGAAGAUUCUCAUGUUAAGUUGGAGUCGGUGGAGGCGCUGUGUUUAGAGCCAGGAUGUAUGAAACAUUUCACAAAUGAGAAAUGCCUCAAGGAACACAUAGAGAGUUGCCACCAACAUGUUGUGUGUGAAAUAUGUGGGAGCAAGCAAUUGAAGAAGAAUAUUAAGCGGCAUCUUCGCACACAUGAUGAAGGGCCUGUAUCGGCGAGAAUAAAUUGUGAAUUCGAGGAUUGUCAGCACACUUUCUCCACCAGGUCAAAUCUUGCUCAACACAUCAAAGCCGUGCACAUGGGGGCUAAACCAUUCUCAUGUAGCAUUUCCGGUUGUGGUAUGAAAUUUGCCUUCAAGCAUGUGAGAGAUAAACAUGAAAAGUCAGGCUGCCAUGUUUAUACUCCUGGAGAUUUUGAGGAGGUUGAUGAGCAAUUCCUGUCUAGACCAAGAGGCGGUAGGAAGAGGGAGCCUACUCUUUUUGAGUCAAUUAUGCGGAAAAGGAUUACACCACCCUCUCUCGUGGUUACACUCAGUGGAAUCAGCUGAUCAACUCUGAGUAUUCUAGGGCGGUUGUUUAGCGGAUUCCUAGCGUUGUAUAUGUGUUCACAAGUUAAAUUUAGCGAACUACAUGUUAUAUAAUAUAAUGGAGAAGUGUUGUAUCCUAAACUGGCUGAAUCUUUCCUACAUUUCAUUGUACC
This is a messenger RNA of Lycium ferocissimum, 1226 nucleotides long. Its product is annotated as transcription factor IIIA. NCBI's taxonomy places the organism in Eukaryota, Viridiplantae, Streptophyta, Magnoliopsida, Solanales, Solanaceae. Gene Ontology annotation, cellular component: nucleus. Gene Ontology annotation, biological process: regulation of transcription by RNA polymerase II. The record is from RefSeq and is a predicted model, not a curated record.